AUGUUAUUUUAUGCCGGAAACCAUCCUUAUCUAUCUAUCUAUCUAUCUAUCUAUCUAUCUAUAAGAGACGCAACUGCAAGUAACUUCUUCUUCUUCGUCCUGCAGCUCUUCUCGCUAAGGUCCGAACUCUUCUCUCUGCCGUCUGAGGUAGACUCUUCUCUCUGCCUUCCGGGGCUGAACUCAACUUGCUUGUUUGGCCUGCAACUUUUACUGCCUGUCUGGCCUGCAACUCUUCUGCCUAUCUGGCCUGCAAUUCUUCGGCCUGUCUGGCCUGCAGCUCUUCUGCUUGUCUGGCCUGCAGCUCUUCUUCUUAUCUGGCCUGCAAUUCUUCUGCUUGUCUGGCCUGCAGCUCUCUGCCUGUCUGGCCUGCAAUUCUUCUGCCUGUCUGGCCUGCAGCUCUUCUUCUUGUCUGGCCUGCAAUUCCGCUCCAACUUCUCUGCGGCUUUCGAGCAAUUUUCUUCUCUUCGACUUGGCUACCUUCUCUGCCUAUUCUGGCGAGAAAAAUUAUCUAUCUUUGUCUAUAUAAUAUCUAUCUAUCUAUCUAUCUAUCUAUCUAUCUAUCUAUCUAUCAUUUGUACAUGUCUAUGUAGUUAUGUAUGUUUCAUUUGUAAUCUAUCUAUCUAUCUAUCUAUCUAUCUAUCUAUCUAUCAUCUAUCUAUCUAUGUCUGUUUCAAUAUCUAUUUAUCUCUGUUCAAUAUCUAUCUAUCUAUCUAUUCUCUAUCUAUCUAUCUAUCUAUAUUUCAAUAUUUAUAUUUCAACAUCUAUCUAUCUAUCUAUCCAUCCAUCUAUCUAUCUAUCUAUGUCUGUUCAACAUCUAUCUAUCUAUCUAUCUAUCUAUCUAUCUAUCUAUCCAUCUAUCCAUCUAUCUAUAUCUGUUCCAUCUAUCUAUCUAUCUAUCUAUCCAUCUAUCCAUCCAUCCAUCCAUGUCUAUUCAACAUCCAUCCAUCUAUCUAUCUAUCUAUCUAUCUAUCUAUCUAUGUCUGUUCAAAAUCUAUCUAUCUAUCUAUCUAUCUAUCUAUCUAUCUAUCUAUCUAUGUCCGUUCAAAAUCUAUCUAUCAUCCAUCCAUCUAUCUAUCCAUCUAUCUAUCUAUAUCAUGUCUGUUCAACAUCUAUCAUCUAUCUAUCUAUCUAUCUAUCUAUCUAUCUAUCUAUCUAUCUAGAAAUGUUCAAUAUCUAUCUAUCUAUCUAUCAUCCAUCUAUCUAUGCAUCUGUUCAAUGAUUAUCUAUCUAUCUAUCCAUUAUCUAUCUAUCUAUCUAUCUAUCUAUCUAUGUCUCUCUUCUGCUUGUCUGGCCUGCAGCUCUUCUUCUUAUCUGGCCUGCAAUUCUUCUGCUUGUCUGGCCUGCAGCUCUUCUGCCUGUCUGGCCUGCAAUUCUUCGGCCUGUCUGGCCUGCAGCUCUUCUGCUUGUCUGGCCUGCAAUUCCGCUCCAACUUCUCUGCGGCUUUCGAGCAAUUUUCUUCUCUUCGACUUGGCUGCAACUUCUCUGCCUAUUCUGGCGAGAAAAAUUAUCUAUCUUUGUCUAUACAAUAUCUAUCUAUCUAUCUAUCUAUCAUUUGUACAUGUCUAUGUAGUUAUGUAUGUUUCAUUUGUAAUCUAUCUAUCUAUCUAUCUAUCUAUCUAUCUAUCUAUGUCUGUUCAAUAUCUAUUUAUCUCUGUUCAAUAUCUAUCUAUCUAUCUAUCUAUCUAUCUAUCUAUCUAUCUAUGUUCAAUAUUUAUGUUCAAUAUCUACCUAUCUGUCUGUCUGUCUGUCUAUCGAUGUCUGUUCAAUAUCUAUGUCUGUUCAAUAUCUAUCUAUCUAUCUAUCUAUCUAUCUAUCUAUGUCUGUUCAAUAUCUAUCUAUCUAUCUAUCUAUCUAUCUAUCUAUCUAUCUAUCUAUCUAUUUUUCCAUAAUCUAUCUAUCUAUCUAUCUAUCUAUCUAUCUAUCUAUCUAUCUAUCUAUCUAUCUAUCUAUCUAUCUAUACAUUGA
Molecule: messenger RNA, 1965 nt
Organism: Acanthosepion pharaonis
Lineage: Eukaryota; Metazoa; Mollusca; Cephalopoda; Sepiida; Sepiidae
Source: the annotation of a GenBank genome assembly